Molecule: messenger RNA, 6635 nt
Organism: Capsicum annuum
Lineage: Eukaryota; Viridiplantae; Streptophyta; Magnoliopsida; Solanales; Solanaceae
Exons: 11
Coding region: 299-6121 (1940 amino acids)
Source: RefSeq, a predicted model, not a curated record
AUUUUAUCGCGAAACCAUUAUACCUUACUCCUUGGGAAAGUGCGACAAACGACGUCGUUCAUGGGUCACUAAAAUUUGAAAAGUUCUAAAUGGCUAAAUCCCCGCUCAAUCCAAAAUUGAUCUCUGCCAUUCCUCUUCCUCAACGUUCACUCUUCACUCUCUUCCCCCCCCCCCCCCCCCCCCCCCCCCCCCCCCCCCCCCCCCCCCCCCCCCCCCCCCCCCCCCCCCCCCCCACACCACUGGAACAUCUACACAGUAACCGGACGGCGUAGAUUUAGGUGUAAUUUUUGGAUGAACAAUGUCAACGGUGGAAGAUCUGUUCAUUGAAAUCUUCGAUAGAAAGCACAAAAUAAUCGAAUUAGUUAAGCAACAUACUGACCGGUAUAGUCAACACCUUGCUACUAAAUGUAAAAUUCAAGGAAUUAAUCCUCCCCUAUGGCUUUUCGAUGUUCAACAGUUGUCGAAUCUCAAAGAGCUGAACAAAGAACAGCUGAUUUCUGAAUGCUUUCCACGGCCACCUACUGUGCGCUAUGAUAGUGCUCGCUGCUCAUUGAACAAGAGGCCAGUUGUCAGAGAUGACGAUGAAGAUAUGUCUCAUGGGACGUUCUUGGAGGUUCAUGUUUCCAACCAAGGCCUUCACCCGGAAGAUGGGGCAGCUAAUGCAGCUGUAGAUCCUGAUAAUAAUCAGGAAUGUGCUCUGAAUACUGUUCCUGAGCCUGAUGUAAGUGUUAACUCUCCCCUAGAUCAGACGGAUGCAAGAGUUUUGAACAGUUUUAAUGAUUUAGACUUGUCGCUAGCUAGAAUUCAGAGGUCUAAGUCUAGGCAAAAGGCUCUUCAGCUUCGAAAUAGUGCACAAGCAGAAGCAGAAAGCUGCUCCAGUUGCCAGAAGAAGUGUGAUGUUGCUCCUAUAGGGAUUGGUCUUUCUACUUCUGAACAAGUUGAUCACAAUUAUGAGUCAGAAAAAUGGUCUGAACCUCGUGUAGUUAGUAAUAGUAGUGGUGGAUUUAAGGAGUCAGCUGAAAGAAAUUGUGAAGAAGAUAGAGAGAUAAAUUUACACACUGGUGAAAAUUCUAAGCAUAAAGCAUCUACCGAAACUCUUGAGUGUGUGAAUCAUAAUGAGAAAGUAGAUAGGUUGUCUAAUGUUGCUGAGAGAAGUCAUACAACAGAAGUGGAUAACUCUUUUGCUAUAGCUCAGAAAAGCCAUUCAACACGUAAAAAUAGUUGCAAUUUUGCUGCCACAGGCACCAGUUUGUCUGCUUCUCCACUAAUUGAUUUUUCGGACAAGCCAGACCACCUGUCAGAAUCUUUUCCUGUUGGUACUGAAGUCAGCAAGUUAAGGGAAUUUGUAGAAGUACAUCAGCAUGAGGGGACUGAAGUAAAUAGAGUCACAAGGUCCAGAAGUAAUUGCAAACAACUGAACUGUAUAAAUGACUCUCUUAAAGUGGAUGGUCCUGCUGACGCAGUUCAGAAAGAUGAUCAUACCCAAGCACACUCUGCAGGUUGUGUGUCAGGUAGGUCAUUGGAAGUAGCUAAUACAUCUAGUUUUCACAAACCAAUUGUCAAAAGCUACCAAGAGACUAAGAAGAAGAAUGGUAGUUAUUGUGGUAGAAUCACAAGAUCCAGGAGUAUGGCCCCAAAAUUGCCUUGUCUGGGUGAUGAUUCACAUGCCGCUAUAUCAACAGUUUCAGAUAGGGUGGGCAGUGGUGUUUUUGCCCCAGCAAUUGGUGGAUCAUCAGAAGUGUUAUUUAACAAUCUUGAUCCUUUGACAUCAGUUAAACCUUCUACUGUCUUGGAUCAUAAGAGCCCAAAGCCACAAAGUAACAUGGGCGGUCAAGUCAUAGCAGAGCCUGUUGAUACUUCCACUGUUGCUGGUUCUGGAGGUGCGGGUUCCAUGUCUGCUGACUCGGAGAAGUCUUCGCAUGAAAAUUGCGAUACUCAUUAUCCAAUUGGCAGUAAAUCGAUCACUCCUUCCUCUGAUAACAAUGACACUCAUAAUCAGCAAGGUAACACUGAAGUUGUGAUGGAAGGAUCUCCUCCUUGUAGGUCUAGAACAGGCAAUUCUAAACCAAAAGUGGGAGUGGAACAUCUGGUUGCCAGUCCUCCACAUGAUUGUUUUAUGCCAAUGAAGCCAAAGCAACUUGACUUUGAUGACACAGAAGAGUGUAACCUGCAGAGGACCUUAUCUCCUAACUUUGAGGAGAAGAGCAUGAAAUCAACAGAUAAAAUUUCCAAUACAACACUAGAACCGACCUCAGAAAAGAAGAUAUCUGGUAGUCCUGUAGAUAGCAGAUUCUCUCGGGAGCAGUCAACACUUGAGAGAGAAAUUUCAAGUAAGCGUAAUGAAUUUCCAGGGAGUUCAUCUACUAUGGAAAACAGAGAGCCUUCUGUUACCGUAAUGAAUGGACGUGCCUCGGAUAUGAAUGAACAUCAUGCAUCAAGGAAUACUAAAUAUGAGACAAGUGGUAGACAAUGUCCACGACAAUCUUCUUAUCUGCAUGAUGAUGAGACACUGUCAAAUGAUGUUGGUCAUCACGAUGCAGAUGCUAAUGGUGAACUCAGUUUGAAGGAAUCAUAUAAUUCAAUGGUAGAGCUGCACGUUGAAGUGGGAGGUAUUGGUUGUGACAAGACUGCUCAAUGUCUACCUGCAUCUAAUGUUGCCAACACCAAAAUUGCUGCUACACCUCACAUUUCAAAUUUGAAUAAAAAGGCGUCUGGAGAUUCCCAGCAUUGGUUGGCGCAGGACUUUGACAUUGGAGAUCCUAUUUCCAUUUCCCCAGAUGCAAAGAAACAGUCUUGCACGCCAAAUGAUCCAAAUUUAUCUUGUUUUACUGGUGAAAACAGUUAUGGGGAUGUACGUGUCAGGUGUGAUAUGGAUAGGGAUUCCCAUCAGGAAGAGAAUGACAUGCUUACCUGGAAUCCUCUACAAUCUGGACAGAAUGAUGAUGAGAAUCUCAAUCUCUCUGUAUCAAGGGAACUCGAGACUACAAGGGAACCCUGGUUUGAUGACAGAUUCAGAUCUAUUAAGCUGGAUUCGUGGCCACAAGUUAAAAGGAAAAAAACUGAAGAUAACCAAACUAACUGCUUUUCUGCUUUUCCAAACUCUCAAAUGUCAAAGGUUUAUCAGGUACACAUGAAUGCUGUAAGCUUAAACUUCAACACAAGUCAAGAAAAAACAGACAAUGUUGUGGAACAUACACCUUUCAGAACCAAGAGUUCUAAUGCUGGUAUACCAGCGAAUAAAAAUUGUCAUUUGAAAGAAGGAAGUGGUUCCUUAUUGAAGCUGCUAAAUGAAGUGGGAGGGAAAAGUUGUGACAGGAAUACUCAAUGUCUACCUGCCUCAUAUGCUGUCAACAAUGAAACUGCUGCUACACUUCACUUCUCAACUUUGACCGGGGAUUCCCAGGAUUAUUUGGUGAAGGAACUUGAACUUGAAGAUCCGACUUCCAGUUACUCAGAUGCGAAGAAACAGCUUAGCAUGCCAAAUGAUCCAAAUUUAUCUUGUUUGGAUGGUGAAAAUAGUCACGGUGAUGCGUGUGGCAAGCACUAUAUGGAUAGGGAUUCCCAUCAGAAAGAGAAUGACAUGCUCACGUGGCCCCAGCAAUCUGGAUGCAAUGAUGAAGAGAAUCUCGAUCUUUGGGUAUCAAGUGAAAUUGAAAAUGCAAGGGAGUCCUCAUUGUUUGAUGGAAGGUUCAGAUCUGUUCAGCUGGAGUCAUGGCCACAAUUUAAGAGGAAAAGACUUGAAGAUAAGCAAAGUAACUGCUUUUCUGUUUGUCCAAGCUCUCAAAUGGCAAAGCUUUGUCAGGCACAGAUGGAUGCUGUAAGCUUAAACGUCAGCGGAAGUCAAGAAAAAACAGCCAGUGUUAUGGAACAUAUACCUUCCCGAGCCAAGAGUUCUAAUAUGGGUGUAUCUGAGAAGAUAAGUUGUCCUUUGAAAGAAGGAAUUGGUUCCUUGCGGAAGCUGCAAACUGAAACGGAUGCGAUAUGUUUCGAAAAGCAAAACAACAGAACGGAGUCUGCUUCCUCUGCUGAUGACAAAUUGUUACGUAUAUCCCAUGUAUCAAGUUUGUUCCAACAACCAGCUGAAAAGGAACUGGAAACAGCAGAGGAGCAUGAACUCCUUUCAGAUGCUGAAAAGUUCUCUGAUGAACAAGAUAGUCCAGACUUACUGCACCUUGAAAAGAAUGUUGAGUUGGAUCAUCCUGAAAAUCGGACUUGUUUGGAGAGACAAUCUCAUAUUGGAGAGCAGAGCUUAUGUUCUCAAUCUUUUGUUUUCUCUUCUCCCCAAAGUAGAGGCUCAGACAUACUUGAUGCUGAUCAAUCUAAGCCCAUGCUUGAGGGUUUUAUUAUUGAUACCUCAGCAACAGAUGGAGAAUUAGAUAUUGCCCAGCUUGGGAUCAACUAUGAGACAACAAUUCAGCGUGCUAGCAUUCUGGAGCAGAUCUGCAAAUCAGCAAGUGCGCAUACACCCUUAUCUCAUUUCACAUCUUCUUUUGGGUUUGAUCGCACUCAAAAUCUAUAUCAAUCUUUACCUAAUGGGAUUCUUGAGCACCUGGAUCUGAGCACCUUCUUGUCAGAGGAUGAUGUCAACAGACAGAUUAGGGCAAGUUAUAGCUGUGUGGAUGAACUGAAAGAUUCUAAACUGGAGAUACCUUGUUCUGAUUAUCAACCUUCUUAUGGAUGCCAAUUUGAAGCAAGAUCAGGAAAGCAAUACCAGUCUCCUGUUGGAAAGUUCUGGGAAAGGAUCCCAUCACAUUCAAGCAGUUCAGAGAAGGGUUUGAACUUAAACCCAGAGCUCAUGUGUUUCCCAAUUGAGGAGGAUCCCAAUAGUAGUGAGGAGAAUGAGACUGCAGAUGUGGCUGGUAAAAUCAGUGAUGAAUUAUAUUCCACAGUAGUGAAUAGUCAUGUCAAAAGGCUACCACUUGCAUCAAUAACUAAUUCAUGUCUGAAUGCUCCUGCUUCAGUUUCUGCAGCUGAGAGGUCUCAUGCAAGGGGAAGUUUAGACUCUGUCAAUACAGAUGUUAGCUGCACUGAGCACCAUAACAAAGCGAAGAGAAAGCUUGGAAGUAGCUUAAAAAAUAUGAGUGCAGCAAAGGUAAAACAGACUCCUUUAACGAGUGCAAAAGGAAUUAAACAAGGUAAGGAAUCCCUUAGGAGGUCUAGUAGGCCAAAAUUAUCAGCUAAAUCCAGUUUUAAGAGAGAGAGACAGAAACUUUCAGAAAAAGGGCCCAGUCGUAACAACAUUGUCUCAAAUGUGACUUCAUUUGUUCCACUGGUCCAACAGAAACAAGCAGCUGCUGUAUGUACAGUAAAGAGAGAUGUAAAAGUGAAGGCUCUGGAAGCUGCUGAAGCUGCAAAACGCCUGGAAGAGAAAAAAGAGAACGAGCGUAAGAUGAGGAAGGAAGCAAUGAAGCAUGAGAGGGCACGGUUAGAGCAAGAAAACUCGAAACAAUUGGAAUUGCACAAGAAAAGGAAGGAAGAGGAAAAGAAGAAAAAGGAAGCUGAUGCAAUAGCAAGGAAAAGGCUGAGGGAAGUAGAAGAAAAAAAUGAGAGGGAAAGGAAACGAAAGCGAGUAGAAGAGGCACGGCGACAGCAGAGAGAGCAGGACGAUAAAACUCAUGCUAAAAGAGCAGAGAAAGAUAAAGGACUUCCCACUAAUGAUGAAAAGACGAUGGCUAAAAAGAAAUGUAGUACUGAAGUGGAUAUGUGUCAAAAAGAAAAAGAAAGAGUUGGAAAGAACUCCAAGAAGCAAGAGAGUGAACCCAAGACAACUGAAACUUUGAGAAAUGAUUCAUUUCAAGCAACACCAUCAACAGGAAGAUGUCACAUUUCUGAUAAAUCUAUAGACCAUGAAAAGGGUGACAUUGAGUGUGGUACCAAGAAAAGUCUAGAGAAAUCAUACGAGAUCUCACCUUAUCAGUGCUCUGAUGAUGAAGAGGAUGAGGAUGAAGAUGCACCCAUCCGAAAAUUUAUUCCCUCAUGGGCCAGCAAACCCAAUGUGGCGAGUGCCCUACCUAUGCAGCAAGGAAUAGACCCUGAUUCCAUAUUUCCCCCAGAAAGUUUCUGCAGUAUGGACGAAGUACUUGUACCUAGGAAGGUUCAGCAGAGACCUACACCGAUCUGAUUAAUUUUUCCUAGUCUUCAAGAACGUGUCAGUACAGGGGUAGUGCUUCUGCUCGAAGACAAGGUUUUUGUAUACAUGAAUUGUACAUAUGCGAAGGUGAUUCUUGCUAUGCCAGCCUUCUUAUCGGCUGUGCAUGCUGUCGUUAAAAUUCCCUUAUGACAUGUUCACUUCCAAUAUCAGUGAUUCAAAAACCUUUCUAAUGUAAAUACGUUGGAACCUUUUUGUACCAAGUAGGUUGCAGGUUGGCAUAUCAUAACCUGAGAUGAUUAGAAAACAGAACUACAGUAGCAACUAGCAAUACUAUGAUUGUGUAUUUGUAAGAUUUAGAUAUUCUCUUUUGACAUAAUUUGAUUGAAACGAGAAGGUGAAUGCAUGUUGUCAUGAAUAAAAAUGGCUAAGAGAUCAUAGCGGAGGAUUGAUCAAGGGCUCAAGGCAGUGGUAGAGGUAUGGUUGGCCUAAGUUAUGUCCCAAGGUUUGUUCGUAUCACUUAUAAUGGAGGCCUUUCCGACAUAUG